GUCAAUGAUAGAAUCUAAAAUCAUGUGUAACGUCGUCAAAUGUCACGUCACUGUCAAACUCAAUAGUAGAAGUACCUACCAUUUGUAGGUUAUGUUCUCGUGGUGUUUAUGUUGUGUUGUUGUGAAUCGAUAACUUCAACAAUAAUUAACAGUGCAGUGUAUUUACAAAAUGAAAAAAGGCAAGAAGUUUUUUGGGAAAAAGAAAAACACAUUUAAGUCAGCUACUAAAAAGAAAAAGGCUGCAGAAGACAGAAUAGUAAACAAGAAAGCUUUAUUUAACAGAUAUAAAAAUGCACAAAAAGUUGAGGAGGAAUUGGAGAAGAAAAGGAAAUUGGAGGAGAAAUUACAGCAGCAAAUUCAAUAUUCUGAGAGUGAGGAAGAAGAAGACGCUUAUGAUCAGUUGUUGUCCUGUUUUAGUAGUAAGAAAAGGACUCCGGUAGCGGAAAGUGAAGAGGAUAGUCGUAGCGCCAGUGACAUGGAUGAUGAUGACGAGGCUAUGGAAACUACUGAGGGGAAACACGAUGAUGGUAACAAUAUUGAUGAAGAAGAUGAAGGAAGUGCAAGUGAUGAUGACAGUGGAGAAGAUGAGAUACAAAUAGACAAUGAAGAAGUAGAUGAGCCUGAUAUGGUAGAUGAUCCAUUCUCGAAACAUCUACAGUAUGAUUUGGGAAAUGAGUUACUAGUUUCUCUAACCAACACACCACCUACUAUGGAAACUACAACUAAGAUCUGGCCUGUCUUAGGACAUCUAUCCAUUGUCAUACCUAAACCUAUAGAGACACUUUCUAAAAAAGUAAAACCAAAAGUUUCCAUUUUGGAAGAAAGCACAUAUGCAUCUAUGGGAACAGUACCAACAUUGGUAAACAAAAUUGACUUUGAGCAGUUACAUAUAAAAUCUCAGAUACAAGGCAAUAUUGUGUCAGCAAAUAAAACUAAUUUAAUAAAAAGGGACUUGGAACUUACAGAAGUGUUUACUCCUUUACAAAAGGAAUUGUUUUGUAUUUUAAAUAACUACCAAGACUUGUAUUACCCUGAGAGAUCUUUCAGUAAUGCAGAUGAGAUUAGAUAUACCUACUGCCUUCAUGUUGUUAAUCAUAUGUUGAAAACUAGAACCAAAAUUCUACACCAUAAUGCUAAAUUAUCAAAGAAGAGUGACUUGUCUGAUGAAUAUCGGGAUCAGGGAUUGGUGAGACCCAAGGUUUUAAUAAUGGUGCCAUUCAAAGAUGCUGCCUACAGAGUUGUGAAGACUUUAAUAGAAAUCCUUGUACCAAAAGAAGCUGGGGAAGUGGUGAACAAGAAGCGGUUUGAAGAAGACUUUACAGGCGGUGAACUGAUCAUGCCCAGAAAGAACCCGAAACCAGAAGAUUAUGAGCUAAUGUUUAGUGGCAACACUGAAGACACAUUUAGACUUGGCAUGUCAGUCACUAAGAAAACUCUUAAGCUCUAUACAGAUUUCUACUCAUCAGACAUAAUAGUGACGUCACCAUUGGGUUUGCGAAUGAUAGUGGGUGCAGAGGGCGAGGAAGAUCGUGACUUCGACUUUCUGGCUUCCAUAGAAGUGCUAAUCAUGGACCAAGCAGAUGUCUUCCUCAUGCAGAACUGGGAUCAUUUGCUUCACGUUUUAGAUCAUUUCCACUUGCAACCUAAGAAAACGCAUGGAACUGACUUCUCCAGAGUUAGAUCUUGGGCUGUCAACGGAUGGGCGAAAUACUACAGACAAACUCUGAUGUUCUCGUCGGUAGCAUUGCCAGAGAUAAAGUCUGUGAUGAAUAAGAAAUGCCACAACUACGCUGGACGAAUAUUAGUCGAAAAUCCCACAGACAUUGGCAGCAUACAGCAGGUUCUGGUGCAAGUGCCACAAGUUUUUCACAGGUUUACAGCAGCGAAUCCAUUAGAAUCAGUAGAGGCCAGGUUCCAAUACUUCAUUAAGGAGAUUCUACCGAAACAGAGAGACACACUGAUGAGCCACACACUCAUCUAUGUACCAAGUUACUUCGAUUAUGUACAGAUUAGAAAUUACUUCAAAAAAGAAGAUAUUGGUUUUGUACAGAUUUGUGAAUAUUCUAAGGAUGCCAAAAUAGCUCGCGCAAGAGAUAUGUUCUUCCAUACAGAAGCUCAUUUCUUGCUGUACUCGGAAAGAGUACAUUUCUUCAGAAGAUUCAGAAUAAAGGGCAUACGCCACAUAAUAUUUUACCAACCGCCUACAUAUCCUCAUUUCUUUUCCGAAAUGUGCAAUUUAAUGCAGGAAGUGAACCAGAAUAAAUUUGGUGGUAGCGAGUGUAACAUGACAGUGUCGGUGCUAUACUGUCAGUAUGACUUGCCUCGCCUCGCCGCGGUGCUCGGGGCCGCCCGCCUCGCGCGAGUCAUGAGGUCUGAUAAUUCCGUGCACAUGUUCGUCACGGGAGAAAAGUAG
Messenger RNA from Spodoptera exigua (beet armyworm), 2413 nucleotides. Lineage: Eukaryota; Metazoa; Arthropoda; Insecta; Lepidoptera; Noctuidae. The record is from the annotation of a GenBank genome assembly.